This is a messenger RNA of Achroia grisella, 571 nucleotides long. RefSeq names its product RING-box protein 1A (gene Roc1a). The coding region runs from base 118 to 459 and encodes 113 amino acids. Gene Ontology annotation, molecular function: zinc ion binding; ubiquitin protein ligase activity; cullin family protein binding. NCBI's taxonomy places the organism in Eukaryota, Metazoa, Arthropoda, Insecta, Lepidoptera, Pyralidae. Gene Ontology annotation, biological process: ubiquitin-dependent protein catabolic process; protein ubiquitination. Gene Ontology annotation, cellular component: nucleus; cullin-RING ubiquitin ligase complex. The transcript is spliced from 5 exons. The record is from RefSeq and is a predicted model, not a curated record.
GUCAGAGACUAGAGAGGCCAGUCGCAGUCAAUAAAAAUUAUAAACUUACUACUACCAUCAAAUUAAUACACAAAUUAAAUUCAUUUUUAAUAAAAUAGGGUAUAAAUUUUAUAUAAUAUGGCAUCUGUAAUGGACGUUGAUGAAGAUGAAGUUGAGAUGGCCUCCUCAAGUAGCGGCAAAGGAGAUAAAAAAAGAUUUGAAGUUAAAAAGUGGAAUGCCGUGGCUUUGUGGGCAUGGGAUAUUGUGGUGGACAACUGUGCCAUUUGCCGCAAUCACAUAAUGGAUCUGUGUAUAGAAUGUCAAGCCAAUCAAGCUUCAGCCACCAGUGAAGAAUGUACAGUUGCAUGGGGAGUCUGCAAUCAUGCAUUCCAUUUCCACUGCAUCUCACGUUGGCUGAAAACAAGACAAGUUUGCCCUUUAGAUAACAGAGAAUGGGAGUUUCAAAAGUAUGGACACUAGCGAUCUCGGUCUCGUGGCUCACAUGAGUUCAACCAUCCGUCAUGUUAAUGUCAUAAUUGCAUUAAGUGUUUAAUAAAAUAACUCGUAUAUUAAAAUUUUCAUUAUUAAUUUU